AUGGCCAGCACAGGCCCUACCCACCCUCAACACACGCCGUCCCGCUUCCCCCUACCCCGCCUCUCCCUCCUCGCACAUGCCAAGUCCAAGUCGAAGAAGCGGGAAGUGAGAGAGUGGAGGGAGAUGAGGGGAUCAAGGGAGAAUCACACAGACUCGACAGCCAAAGCGGACGAGGACGAGGAUGGGGACGAGGAAGGCGACGCGGGAUUUGGGUUCCUCAGCGGGAUCGACCUGCGCGCGCAGAUGGCCACCUGGGAGCGCUUGAAGAAGGGCGACAUUGCUAAACGGGCGAGUCGCGGGAGUGCUGGGAGAGGGCGAGGGCGCACUCGGGGAGGGGGGGAGGUGCUGGCGUUGGGCAGGAAGGAGGAGGAGGAGGAGGAGGAGGAGGAGGAGGAGGAGGAGGAGGAGGAGGAGGAGGAGGAGGAGGAGGAGGAGGAGGAGUCUACGGCAACGGCGAUGGCGAUGGCGAUGGGCCUCGCGAUGCAGAUGCAGAUUUGGAUGGGGAUGCGGGGGCCCAGGUGCCAGCAGCGACAGCUACAGCGGCUGCGAGGCUUAUGUCAGUCGGAGGGCGGUGUUCGGUCGGAGGGCGGGGACGGGAAGAGGAGUGGGGGCGGGGACGUGGAAGAGGAAGAGGAGGUACCUGGACACGAGCUUCCUCCUCAUACGCCACUGAAGGUGAAGCUGAAGGAAGGAUCACGGGCGAAGCCGCUCCCCAGGCAACGAGGACGAGAAGAAGGAAGGCAGCAGGCGGUGGAGAGGGUGGAGAGGGCGGAGAGGCAGUGCAUGCCCCUCCCGUGGCGGGCUGUCGUUCUGGGCGAUAUGGUUCUGGGGUGUGCGAGCUUGGAGAAGCGGUCCUGUGCGCCCGCACGGUCAGAUGUGUGUUCGUAUUCGCGUUCGGCGCAUGGGAGCAAGGGUUUGGCACGACGCGGGCGGGAUGACGUGUCGUCUUCGGGGGAGGAGGUGGAGGAAGAGGAGGAGAUGGAUGUCCCGCAGACGCUCAAGCUCAAGAUCGGGCCCCCGCGCGGUGUGCGCAAGGAGCGCAAGAAGCGCGAGGAGGACCGUCUUCCGCACCCCGCGACCCCGCCCGCAAGCGCUUCAAAUGGAUCGACCGCAGAGCCGGUUGUGCAGCAGGAGGCGCAUCAGGAGGCGGGGGCGCAGACACAGACGCAGAUUGUGGGUAAGGAGGAGGGAGACACGGGAGAGGGAGAUGAUCGUCAUCUGGGUGUCCUGGGCGUUGGUGAGGGGAUGGAUAUCAACAUCGACGGCGAGCCAGGCGAAGAAGGAUAUGAGCAGUUUGAGCAGUUUGGAGAAGAGUUUGAGGAGUUUGGAGACUUGGAUGUCGACUUCGACUCCCUCAAUCUCGCGUACCCCGACGACGAGACACCCUCUCCCAUUCCUCCCGUUCCUCCCCUCCACGCACCUGCCACCACCAACGCCGACACCAAUUGGGCUGGCCGUGGCGGCGAGACCCUCAAUGCUGGUUGCAAUACAGACAUCCUGAUGGCGUUCGAGCACGAGGGAGAAGAGCUGGAAAACGGGGAUGACGAGGGCGAGGAGGAUUUGUUGAUGGAUCUGGCGUACCCGGAACCACUCCCCCUCCUUCAGCCGCACACUCCCUCUUGCUCCCUCCCCUCUUCAUCAUCCACUCCCACUCCCACCCCCGACCCCGACCCCACCAGCCCCAGCCCGGCGAAGCGCAAACGCAAAGGGAAAGGCAACGGGUGGAUCAAGCACAAACACCCUACCGGUCCGCGCUUGCAGAGUGCUUGCGCAGAGUCCACGGCGGAGAAUAUGUCGUACGAAGAGUGGUGUCGGUCGGUGAUGGCCCGUGUGUCGACCUCGCAGAGGAGGUGUAGGAGCGAUCAGGGUCAGGGUAGGAGGACUGAGGGUGGUGCUGGCGGUUGGGAUGGCUGGGAUUCCGCUGGCGCUAGAAAUGGUGGAGGCGACGCGCUUCAGGGUACAGGAGAUGUAGAGCGGAAGGACGGGGCAGAAUGCAGGCCUGGGGGCAAGGAGAGUAGUGUGGAGGCGGAGGGCGGCGGGGCAGCGGGCGUUGAAGGCCCUCGCGCUGGUGAUCAUCAGAAAUCCGCCGGGGCGUUCAAAAUUCGUAUCAAGAUUCCAUCUGGGCUCUCCCUCAAAUCGCUGCUCCCGCCUCUGUCUUCGCCUCAACCAAACGCCGAAUUUCCUCCAUUUUCUUCGCCUUCCACAACCGUCUCAUCAGCCGAGGUCCCUGCUCUAGAAGGCCGACUCACCUCACUCCCUCAUAACGACUCAGCACACGCGCCACCACCGACACCAACACCAACACCGAUCCCCGUCCCCCCCGCCUCGCCGCCAACCCCCUCCUACGCCCCCCGCCUCCCCAUCACCACCAAGUGUCUCCCCUCCGCCUGCGCGGGCCCGCGCUGCAUGAAUCUACUCGCGUCGGAACUGGGGUACGGGUGGAAGAUGUGCGAGGCGCGCAGGGUGCAGGCGUGGCGCUACCAGCAUGUGAGGAAGUACGGGGGCGGGGGCGGUGGGUGCGAGGAGAUGGGUGGGGAGGUUCUGGGAAUGGAUGAGGACAAGGAAGAGGGGAUGCGCGAGCGGCUCGACAAUGCUGCAGCGCCUGAGGCGCCUAGACAGACGAUCUCGACUUGGAAUUCGAAUUUGAACGGCCAGUUCACACCUCACCUCAGGCCUUUGCGCACGGCAAGGCGAUUUCAGACUGUCGAGAAACUGCUGGAGCGGCUGGACGAGCAGCUGAAGGUGUUACUCCGUGCGAGGAAUUUGUGGGUCGAGUGGCGGAUGUGGAUGAAGGGCGGAGAAUGGGUGGGCCCUGGAGCGGGUUCUGGUGUUGACAUGGACAAGCAGACCGAAUCUACACCUACACUGGAUCCCAGCGAAGGAGAGAUACCCAUCCUCGGUGAGGGUGGCAAGCGAACCAAUGGCGAGAUGCAUAGCACUCAAUGUUACGCUGCUGCUCAAGCAAUGGACGUAGACCCCCCGGAACCCCCUCGUGUUUGCGAAGAUAUGGGAAUGGGUGGCGAAGUCCGUCAUCUUGGUGAACCACUGCGAAUACCUGCUCCACUAAACUGCUCUCCACGCCAUAGCUUGGACAUCCCCGAGAACUCAUCGCUUUCCUCCCCAAUCACAUUCUCUCCGUUGCCUGGCCAGCCACUAGCGCCAACAGAACCCGAAACCUCGCCCGACACCGUGCUGACGGGUACACAGUCACCCGCUCUCGAAUGCCUCAACCUGUCACACACGUACACCCUCGCCUCGGCCUUCACAUUUGACGGGGCCUUUUCUGUCGUUGCGCCCUUUUGCAAUGCCAACGUCAAGCACGGGCUGAAGAUCGCAGGCGUCUGCGCGCGGAUAUGGUGCGUGAAGGAGAUGGUGGAAACCGUCAUUGGAGUCAAGUUUGAUGAUGGUUCAAAGGGAGGGAACGGCGAGGAGAUGGAAAAUCAAGGGUUGAGUUUGGCGGUUUGCCCGUGUGGGUGCGGCCAGAGCGCCGUUACGAUGAGAUUCUGCUGGCAGAGCAGCAGCAACGACCCCGCGGACCCCACUCACGCUCCCUCGGCAGCACCUACUGACUCCCCGACCGAUAUAUCUUGCUCCAAACCCAAUGAAUACUUGACUCCAUCGACUACACAUCCAUCACCCAACGACGAUGACAUGCACCCUGCACCUCCGUCCGAUCCGAAUCUCCGUCUUCUAUCUCCCGAUACCACUCAGUGA
Messenger RNA from Pleurotus ostreatus (oyster mushroom), 3714 nucleotides. RefSeq lists its product as uncharacterized. The record is from RefSeq and is a predicted model, not a curated record. Bases 1 to 3714 code for a protein of 1237 amino acids. NCBI's taxonomy places the organism in Eukaryota, Fungi, Basidiomycota, Agaricomycetes, Agaricales, Pleurotaceae. The transcript is spliced from 8 exons.